Acanthoscelides obtectus is the source of this 601-nucleotide messenger RNA. The record is from the annotation of a GenBank genome assembly. Lineage: Eukaryota; Metazoa; Arthropoda; Insecta; Coleoptera; Chrysomelidae.
UAUAAUGUUAAUGCAAAAUACUUAUGUUGGGACAGGUGAACAAGGUCUUCCUGAUUUUCCAGACAUUAAAUGGUAUUCAGAACAUGUGCGUAAGAGCCAAUACUUGCUUCAAAUUGUAAAAUGUAGAAAUACAGAAUGCUGUCGUCCAAGAAGUGGCCUAUUUAGAUUACUAGACAAUAUGUUUCUUCCACCACCUAUAAAAGUAAAACAAACAGUUGAUGACUUGGUUUUGGAUGAAGGAGGGCAGUUUCUUAAUCUUCCAGACAAUUUAGCUCUACGCUUAAGUGCUUCACUCAAAGAUUUCCUGCAAAUGCCCUACGAUUAUUUUUGUCCUACGGCACCGAGCAAGGUAGCGACGAAAGCAGGAAGGUCGAUGAAGUCGACUGCUUGGUUGGCGCUGGAGCUUGCUGCUAACAAAGGGAACGUUACAUUGCGGAAAACGACCGGUUGUUGUUCAAGAAUAAGCUUUGCUGCGAAAAGCGGGGAGAGGAAAAUUCAGGAACGCGUGACGUACGUUGAGAUCGAUGAUGAGAUGGCUGGAGCAUUUAAAAUCCAUCAAUACCGCCCGAAACACGAUGAACCGUCAAACUUCAACUUCUAG